UGUGUCUUCCCGUUCCCCUCUCCGCCUUGCCCCUCAUCGAGGCAAACGGCCGAUCAGUCCGACCCCAAACCCCACGCGGCGACGCUACCCGCCGCCGCCCCGCCAUGGCCGCCCGCCGCGGCCCCCACGUAAUAAGCCUCCACGACGCCGCCCCGGCGCUCCUCGGCCGCGCGCCGCAGCACCCGUCCGCCUCCGCCCGCGACGAGUCCUCGCCCGGCGUCCUCGCCCUCCACCCGCGCGGCGGCGGGGGAAUCGCCCAGCACCCGGCCGUCGCGGCCCUCGAGGACCGCAUCGUCGACCGGGACCGCGACAUCCAGGAGUUCCUCGUCGACAACCAGCGGUUCGCCGCCACCCACGUCGCGCUCCAGCAGCAGCUCAUCAGCGCGCAGCACGAGCUCCGGGCGGUCUCUUACGCCGGCACCAAGGCCCGCGCCGAGCGCGAGGCCGAGGUCUUCGCCAUCGCAGACCAGGCCGCGCGCAUGGAGGCCGAGGCCCGGAGCGUCGCCGCGGCGCGCGCGGAGGUCGAGCAGGUCCACGCCGACGUGCGGGUGCUCGCUGCGUCGCGCAGCGAACUCAUGGACCGGCUCAAUGCGCUCCGCGAGCAGCUAGGGCGCGCGCAGGCUGAAUCGGCGAAGGCCGAUAACGUCCGCGCGCAGCUUGAGACCAUGCGCCGGGAGAUCCAGAAGGGCAGGGCUGCGGUUGAAUUCGAAAAGAAGGCACACGCUGAUAAUCUUCAGCAAAGUAAAGCAAUGGAGAAAAAUAUGAUUUCUGUGGCUAGUGAGAUUGAGAGACUUCGGGGCGAGCUUGUAAAUGCUCAAAAGCGGGUCACUGCUGUCACCACAGCAGCAGCAGCUGUAUCUAACCCUGGGUAUGCUGCACCAUAUGGCAGUUCUGAGGCAGCAUAUGCAGCAUCCUAUGGCAAUCCUGAGGCAGCAUACGCUGCAACAUAUGGCAAUGCUGAGGCAACAUAUGCCGCAGCAUAUGUCAAUGCUGAUGCUUAUAAUACUAAUCAGGCCCAAACUCGCCCCGAUGGCAAUCCUCGUUACAUGGCUCCACCGGUGCACUAUGCUCAGUAUGAGGGUCAGCAGCACAACACCGUGCAAAGAUGAGGGCCGACGCAGAGUAUUUUUUACCCUGGGUGCUGGCUAUCUUAGGCUUUGUCAGUGGGAACAGAUAGAUAGAGGAUGCACCAAUGUAAGGUUGAUGUUGGAAUUCAUCGCACGGGAUUGUUAGGGAUCCUGUUAUUGAUGUCAGAUUCGUUAAUCCGCUCUGAAAUGUACAAGUUGAUAGUUUAAAGUUAAAUCUUUGUGCAAAUUAUGAAUUGCCAGCUUGACAAUCGAUAAGUUAGUUGCCUCGAGAAAUGAAAUUGCGUGUAUCUUUCCAGGGAUGCUAAUGAUUCGCAAAUGAAGUGGUGAGGUCGUUUGUACAUGUAAUGGUGGAUAAUCUCAGCAAUUUGCAAUUUGUGAAGUCAA
Messenger RNA from Brachypodium distachyon (stiff brome), 1472 nucleotides. RefSeq names its product protein FLC EXPRESSOR. NCBI's taxonomy places the organism in Eukaryota, Viridiplantae, Streptophyta, Magnoliopsida, Poales, Poaceae. The record is from RefSeq and is a predicted model, not a curated record. The transcript has 4 exons. The coding region runs from base 105 to 1109 and encodes 334 amino acids.